CAAAAGAAAAACUCAGAUUAUAUAACAUUGGCGUUAUCUUGAUUUCAGCAACUUACAAUGAGGCGUUACUCUCUCAACAUAUUAUAUGCUGCUCUCCUUUUAUUCCAUGCCUCUGGAUUUGCUCUCCCAUUCACAACGCCAAUCAAACCAAGUCCUGAUGCAAAGUGCAGAGAGAAGGAGAGAGAAGCACUCCUCAACUUCAAACAAAGCCUCGUAGAUGACCAUGGCAUACUCUCUACAUGGAAUGACCAUCAAAAUAAUACAGAUUGCUGCACUUGGGAAGGCAUUCAAUGCAACCAUCGAACUGCUCAUGUCCAUCUACUUCAUCUCCAUGGCACCAAUUCACAGUAUUUGAAAGGUGCAAUCAACCUCACUUCAUUGAUUCCCUUGCAAUACAUUCAACAUCUGGACCUCAGCAAUAAUAAAUUUCGAUUGAAUCACAUCUCACAAGCCAUUUGCUCUUUCACCAACUUAAAAUAUCUCAACCUCUCAUUUACUCUAUUUAGUGGGAGGAUUCCUAUCCAACUUGGAAAGCUUUCACUUCUAAGGUAUCUAGACCUUGGAGGAAAUCUUCUUCUGGGACCACUUCCUUUUCAGAUCGGGAAUCUUAGACACUUAAAAUAUCUUGACCUUGGAGGGAAUUAUCUAUCAGGAGAAAUCCCAUUCCAGCUUACGAAUCUCAAGCAGCUACAAUAUCUGAAUCUUGGAGACAAUUCUCUGUCCGGAGCCAUCCCAUUUCAACUUAGGAAUCUCAAGCGACUACAUUAUCUUAAUCUUGCAGGCGGUGAUUUCAAUAUAGAAGCUGAGGAUUCAGAGUGGUUGUCUAAUCUCCACUCAUUAACAACUCUAGAGUUGAGUUCAUUGCAUAAUCUCAGCACCUCGCACCAGUGGCUACAAUCUAUCAAUGCGCUCAUUCCAAACUUAGUAGAGUUGAGGCUUGUUGACUGUUCUCUUUCAGAUACUGACAUCAAAACUUUGUUUCCUUCUCAUUCCAACUUUUCAACUUCUCUUACUGUCCUUGAUCUGUCUUCUAAUGUGCUAACUUCCUCAACAUUUCUAUUGUUAUCAAAUUUUACCCUUCAGGAGCUUUAUCUUAGGGGUAAUGACAUUGCUUUUUCAUCUUUUCUUUAUCCAAAUUUUCCAUCUCUUAAUAUUCUUGAUCUCUCUUGGAAUAAUCUAACAUCAUCAGUUUUUGAAGGUAAUUUUAAUUUUGGCUCUAAACUACGAGUACUUUAUCUGUAUGACUGCAUUCUUACAGAUCGAAGUUUUCCUAUUUCCUCUGCUUCCACAAUUAAUUCUUCCUCUUCCCUUGUCAUACUCUAUCUCUCCUCAAAUCUAUUGAAAUCAUCUACUGUGUUUUACUGGCUUAUGAACUGCACAAAGAAUCUUCAGACCCUUCACCUUUAUGACAACAUGUUAGAAGGUCCCAUUCCAGAUGGAUUUGGAAAAGUAAUGAACUCUCUUGAAAGUUUUUUUGCCACCAGAAACAAAUUACAAGGCAAGAUUCCGUCUUUCUUUGGAAACAUGUGCAGAUUGCAGACCUUAGACCUUUCAAAUAACAAGUUGAAUGGGGAAAUUUCUCAUUUCUUUCAAAAUUCUUCAUGGUGCAAUAGCCACAUAUUUCAAAAUUUGGAUUUAUCAUAUAACCAAAUUAAUGGCAAGAUACCUGAAAGCAUCAGAUUGUUAUCUGAGUUGCAGUAUUUAAACUUGGAAGAGAAUUCUUUAGAGGGUGAUGUCACUGAAUCUCAUCUUUCUAAUUUUUCCAAAUUACAAACCUUAUCCUUAUCAUACAACACAUUGUCUCUAAGAUUUGUCUCAAGUUGGGUUCCUCCUUUUCAAGUAACAGCAUUGAGGUUAGCAUCCUGCGAGCUAGGUCCGAGUUUUCCUGGUUGGCUCCAGACUCAAAAUUCCUUACAGUGGCUAGAUUUAUCUGAUAAUGAGCUUAAUAAUUCUAUACCAGUAUGGUUUUGGAACACGUUGCAAAAUUUGUUUGAGUUAGACAUGUCUUACAAUAAUCUCAAUGGGGCAAUUCCUGAUAUACCAUUGAAGCUUCAUUAAAGACCAUCUAUAUUUCUGGAUGCAAAUCAAUUUGAGGGUGCACUUCCAUCAUUUUUGCUCCAAGCUUCAGGGUUGUUCAUCUCUAAUAAUAAAUUUUCAGAUUUGUAUUCUUUCUUAUGUUACAAAAUCAUGGUGCCGUAUUUGGCAACCUUAGAUUUAUCAAACAAUCAAAUAAAGGGACAAAUCCCUGAUUGUUGGCAAUCUUUAAA
Vigna unguiculata (cowpea) is the source of this 2267-nucleotide messenger RNA. Its product is annotated as receptor-like protein EIX2. Gene Ontology annotation, molecular function: protein binding. The record is from RefSeq and is a predicted model, not a curated record. Lineage: Eukaryota; Viridiplantae; Streptophyta; Magnoliopsida; Fabales; Fabaceae.